This is a messenger RNA of Geosmithia morbida, 1422 nucleotides long. RefSeq lists its product as uncharacterized. The record is from RefSeq and is a predicted model, not a curated record. Bases 1 to 1422 code for a protein of 473 amino acids. The transcript has a single exon. Lineage: Eukaryota; Fungi; Ascomycota; Sordariomycetes; Hypocreales; Bionectriaceae.
AUGGCUUUUCUCGAGGACCCCCGAUUACGACAGCGCUGGAACCAAAUCACCCACGAUGCCGAGACGGCGACGGAGAAUGCCGCCGCGGGCAUCUGGUCCUUCCAGCAGCACUAUGUGAACCCCUGCCUGGGAUCGCUGGCCCGAUCGGUCGAGAAGUGCACGGCGGUAUGUCUGGGAGACGUCGAGGAGCGGCGGCGACGGCAGCGCGAACGGUCACGGUCGCGUGCCGAGAACAUGUUUGACUUUUACGACGACUGGUACGAGGAGGAGGAGCAACGCGGCGGCCUGCUCGGCGGCUGGGGCGGCGAGGACUGGGACAGGCUGCUGGCCGGUACGGGGAGUGGCAGCGGCACCCAGAGGAAGAAGGCGUCGGGUGAAGGCGUGACGGACAGUCAGCCACGACGGAAACGGGGCAUGAGCUACGGCACCCGCGGCGGUCGUGGCCGGCGCAAGACGACGAUCGGCCAGGACUCGACCAUCAUCCCCAGCACACAGCCCAUCGGCCUACUCAGCAAACUUCCCUGGAGGAUGGGUGGCACUCUGCGCUACAAGCCGAGUGCGGCAGAUCUCCAGGACCACCCGGGGAAGCACGACGACGCCGAGUCGACGCCCCUUCUGGGAGGCGGAGGCGGAUCCGGUAACAUGCAUGCCGACGACAGCGACGCCGACGACAGCGACGACCAACAUAACCAGCAAAAUCAUUCGCCUCAGUCACUGCGCAAACGUAGCGGCACGACAGGAUCCGGCGACACGUCGGACUCGUACCGCUCACGGGGCGACCUGCUCCCGAGCGACGGCGAGGGAGAGGAGGACGCGAUACCGCUCGACGAUGAAGUCACGUACGACAUGAUCCGCAAAGACGACCGGAGCAGUGGGAAGACCACACGCAGUAGCAAGGGCAAGGGCCCCGCCAUGAAUGGCGUCUCUAGGACUGUUUCCCGCACCACCAUAGGUUCCAUGGGCUCCCGCGAAUCGCUCUGGGUGCUACGGGCAUCCACGGGCUCGGUGCCGUCCGUGGCAGGCCACACGCCUGCGUUCACGCAGGAUGACCCAGAUGUGGAGGAGGAAGAGCUGCACCGCGAAGAGGAAGAGAAGCUGGCCAGACAGAAGGAGGCGGCGGCACAGCUGACAGAGGCCAAGGGACUGAAUACGCAGAGUCGACAGUCUGACGAGCCCAAAUUCGAGACUGCGGUGGAUGGCGACGAUGAGGAUGACGAGUACGACGACGACGAGUUUGACACUACAAAUUAUUACCGUGAUGAUGAUGAGCCGCCGCCUGCAUCGCAACAACAACAACAACAACAACAACAACAACAACGACAACAACAGCGACAACAAGAACAAGGACGACCACAGCCAUCUGGCCAUGAUCAACGCCCUGGCGAUAAUUUCGUGCCUGCGCGACUGCCCUUCUUCGGCUGA